AUGCGUUUGUUGGACCAGGAUUUGGAGGAUAUGGAUAUGAAGAUCGAUGAGAUGACAGACGAUAUAGAAUAUGAGGAUUAUUUGGAUGAAUUGGAUGCGAUGGAGGAGGAGGAGGCGAAGAGACAAACUGCUCAACUUCCGGAGGCGCCGACGACCAUGCCGAAGGUGAAGGAGGUGAAAAUGAAGGAGAAGGAGAGAGUGGCGGAACUUAAUUGGAUUGUUUGUUGGAUACGAGCAAAGAGAAACGAGAUGGGAGAGUUGGGUAAAUGA
This is a messenger RNA of Blastocystis hominis, 270 nucleotides long. RefSeq lists its product as hypothetical. NCBI's taxonomy places the organism in Eukaryota, Bigyra, Opalinata, Blastocystidae. Bases 1 to 270 code for a protein of 89 amino acids. The transcript has a single exon. The record is from RefSeq and is a predicted model, not a curated record.